CGACUUGACCGCCGACCGUAGCCCAGGAGAAGCAAUCAUCGUUCGAUCCUCUCUCGUUUUGAACCUGUUUAUACGACUAUAAAUUUCGAUCUUGGUGUUCUCAUGUUUACGUGAUUCAUAGUGUUUAUCUUCGUCUACUAAAAAUCAAAUUAGAAGAACAGGAAGAAGAGAACAAGAAGUAUUUAAAAAUACCACAGUGAAAGCGCUGACAACAAUCAGAACAAUAUUUAGAAAAACAAUACAUACAUGUUACAAGGGUUUUUGGUGACCGAUAAAACACUAGACAAGUUACAGUACGGAAUUAAUAUGGGAAUAUUGCCAUAUUCUAAUGAAUACAAUUAAAAGGUAUAGAAGUAUAUAUUACAAUCAUCCUCGUGUCCGCAGUAAUGAAUUUGGAACAGCAACAAAAUUCUUGAUUUUACAGAGAUAUAAACGAAAAAUAAUAAAAACAAAUAUAUAUGAAAGCGGGCGUAAGAAUGUUAUUGUCAUCUGGUAUACAACAAAUGUAAUUGCAAUAGAAAAUACUUGUUUAUUGAAUUUCUGUCAGUUUAACUGCUAAACUGCAAGUUAUUUCUAAAUAAACUUUAAAUAAUUUGAUUGCUGUUCAAAUGCAGUAUUCGAAUGUAUAUAAAAUUAAUUUAUUUAGUGUUUUAAUACGAUAUAAUAUUAGUUGCCAUAAUUUUGUGAAACUAUUUAAAAUUACAUUAAUAAAUCGUCGAAAGUUAUCAUUCAAUGUCAGAUUUUAAGAAUAUAAUUGAUCAUUUCGAAAGUAAUGAAGAUAUAUAUUUUGACGAAAUUUUAAGAACUUCGAGUUGAUAAAAAACUUCAUUCCGUUAACAUUAACUGAAAAUUAGCAAAAAUUCAUUAAUUAUGAAAAACUGUUACAUUGAAUUAAGUAUGAUGAUAAAUAAUGAAUACAAUAACAUACAAUUUUUCAUAUUUUAUGAAAAAAUAAUAGUUCUCUAAUAGUUGAAAACGUUGAGAGAUACGAAAAUGUCUGAAAGUAAAGCAAAACCGGCAUCACCAAUACCGCCGGCUACUACUAUACAAUGCUGUAAUAGUUUAACAGAUACACAAUGUCCAGCACUUCAAGUGACGUCACGAAUGUUACGAUCGCCGAGUCAUGAAAGUGUUACGACUGACCUCUCUCUAUUUAGCGUCUCUUCAAUAGCAAGCGAACUGCGAGGGGUUAACAGACUCGUUACUUUUAAAUCUUAUACCGAUAUACAUCUUUCUGGUCGUGGCCCAUCACCGAAACCUGACUCUCGUCAGGUUCAAAGCAACAGGCCAGCAGAUAUACCAGAAAUUCUUUGGUUUGAAGAAGAAAAUGAAUUAAUUCGUAGUUGUGGAGUACUUUCUUCGGCACUUGGACUUCGCAAAAGUUUUAGCACGAGCGACGUAUCUCAACUGCCAAGUCCAGAUAUAUUGGGGCCGAAUGGGUUGCGAUCAGCUGUAUCUACUUUGGCCCUUAACACUGCCCAAAGAAAUACUUUGCUUUUGGAACAUGCACGACUUGAUCAUGCUUCGAGAUCCUGCAGCACAUGGGUUGCUGUUGGUGAACCAGUCGCCAAUACAUCGCAACUUCCUAGUCCUCAUGGCGGAGCUAUGCAAGAACAACAAUGUCAGCAACAAACAUCCAGUUCUCAAUCAGCUCAACAACCUUCUACUGCAUCACAUCCAUCCAUACCUUUCACAGGAGCUGAUUUUGUUAGGUCUGUGAAUAAGAAGGUUCGCCAAAAUUAUAUACGCCGAAGAUUGUUAACAACAUAUCGUGCUUUGGAGCGACUUUCACAAAGCGAAUUCAAUUUAGAUCAGUUGGAAGUUGUAGCGAGUGCAGCACAAACAGCCUCUGGAACUACACUGCUGGUCCCUGGAACAACAGGUACUACUGGACCUGCACUAUUGGGACAAAAGGAACGAAACCAUGCUUUGACCAUUAAAGACGUUGAAAGAGAACGUGGAAAUCAAUUAUCCAAAUAUGAAAGAAAUAUGAUGAUCUUUAAUUGGCUACAUACUCUUGACGAUACUGCUAUUGUUGACAGUACAGAAUAAAUUGUGUUAACAGUGCUAGAGGCCGAAAGAUUUAACCGGUUAAGAUCGUUAAGAAUUAAAACUACCCUAAAAAAGUGCAAGGGCCAGAAAAUGUUUUAUUUUAAAUAAAAAAACAGAGAAUACACAUUGCCGUGUAGAAGGAGAUAAAAACGUGUUAUGGUGGAAAAUAUAUCCAGAAUUCAGAGAUGCCGCCCAUAAGUGUAGUCGAUGGUUUACUAAACUAAGACACACACAGAUUUCGCUAAGUAGUUAAUGAUGGAGAAAUAUCUAAUCGAUUAUGUAGAUCUUUUAACCUCUGAUACAGGGUUCUAUGUAAAUCUGACACUUUUGCCACCGACACCAGACAUACAUUUGACCUAUAACAAUUCUGAAUGACAACAACUUUAACUGAUUGGCAGUAUUAGCACAGCGAAAUAACAUUUUCGGUAAAGUCUGGUGUCGGUGAGUUGUUGUCGGUGAUUUCAAUGGGACUUCUGAUAUAAUAAUCUUGGGCGAUUAUAAUUAACCUUUCCACUACGCUUAACAUUAACAUUUAAUUACGAUACAUGUUAUAAAAGUUUGUAUCAAAGUAUAUUAAAAUUCAAAUUUCUCACAACAAAUAA
Bombus huntii is the source of this 2654-nucleotide messenger RNA. RefSeq lists its product as uncharacterized. The record is from RefSeq and is a predicted model, not a curated record. The transcript has 4 exons. NCBI's taxonomy places the organism in Eukaryota, Metazoa, Arthropoda, Insecta, Hymenoptera, Apidae. Bases 994 to 2052 code for a protein of 352 amino acids.